Molecule: messenger RNA, 2173 nt
Organism: Dendrobium catenatum
Lineage: Eukaryota; Viridiplantae; Streptophyta; Magnoliopsida; Asparagales; Orchidaceae
Product: mediator of RNA polymerase II transcription subunit 17
Exons: 8
Coding region: 70-2028 (652 amino acids)
Biological process (GO): regulation of transcription by RNA polymerase II
Cellular component (GO): mediator complex; core mediator complex
Molecular function (GO): transcription coregulator activity
Source: RefSeq, a predicted model, not a curated record
AGGCGAUACUCGAGCGCUGUAGAGCUGCUCUAGGGUUACGGUAUUGCCUCCCUGAUCGAGCGCAGAGCCAUGGACGGGAAACUGAAGAUCGAUCUUGACAAACUCCCGAUCAAGCGCCUGGAAGCCAUAGACGAGGCCGGAAACGAACAAUUCCCUCCAGACAUCGGUUAUGAGGAAAAGCGGCUCAACAUGAUCCGCCGUAUUGAUUUCUCUCAAGUGAUGGAGAGAGACGCGAAGAAGCAGAAGAGCUCCAAGGAAGCAGUGGGGACCCAGGCUUGGCCGUGGCAGAGCUUGGUGGAGAAUCUGCAGCUGGCCCAACAGGAAUUGUCCAUCAUUCUUGAUCUGAUUAGCACGGUUGAAGCAAAUGAUGCUGUUACAGUUGCUGGGAUGCAAAGGCCAAAGCAAUUACCUCAUGAAUCUUUGUCCGAUAUUGCAGUAUCUGCAGCAACAAAGUUACAACGCCUUCGUCAUCUUGGGAGAUACUUUAAACAAUCUUCUAAAUCUUUGGAGCAGCAGGUGACAAGAGAAGCAAGAUUUUAUGGAUCAUUAAUAAGAUUGCAACAGAACUGGAAAGUGAAAAGACAGCGUAUAGGACUAUCUGGUCCAGGCAGCGAGAGUUUCACAAUUGAUCUUCUUGAUAACUCAACGACAGAUUUGAUUUUGUCAUCUAGGUCAUUGACUUUAUCUACAGUUCGUAUUGAUCGUGAUCCUGCUGGAAUUCUGACCGUACAAUUGCCUUCAAAGUUGUGCCGCUCUUUAUCCGUUGAAUUUCCAGGAUCCCAUUCAAGACGCAAGCAAAAGGGCUUUGUUAAAGGGAAAAUGCUGGAGUCAGGUCUUUAUCCCCAGGAAGGCAAGAAAGAGGUAUUGACAGAUGAAAAUGUUAAUGAACGCGUCAAAGAUUCACAUCUAAUUCUCCGUGAAAUACAUCAGUCAAUCUUUCAAGAGCAGGUUUUUGAUCUGGUAAAUCAUGAGAGCUAUAAUCCCUCACCUGGAGUUAAUGUGAUAGCAAUGCGAGAAGAUCGCUUACAUUUAUCAAUUGGUCAAGAAACUUCUGUGUCCUUAUGCCUCUUACCAUCCAUUGAAGAAGAGUCCACUGGAAGGGUUGAAUCAAAUAAUCAGGCUCAGAUUAGGGAAAAUAGGAUUUCCAGUACCGAUUCAUUAGGUUUAUCAGCAGUGGAUGAAAAUUUUGAUUCUUAUACCAGGAAUUAUCUCAAUUUUCCAGACCCAGUCAGUUUAGAAAUUUUCUUGCAGUAUCUUUUUCAUGACGAUGUAUUUUUAAAAUCCAAAGACAGACGUAAUGAUGGGUGUAAUUUCUUAGGUCAUUUUUGUAUGACAAUUGCCCACAGAAUCUUUUCCAGGAAAGUAUUGUCUUUGCUUGAAGGUCUGGUUGAAGGAAUUCCUUAUCUCCAUUUGCUAUCUCAUCCUACUUGGCAUUCUCGGAUAUCUUCAUGGUCAUUAUCAUUGAAGGUUCCUCAAUCAAUUCUCCGCUCCAGCAGAAGGAUUAAGCCAUCAGGCAGUAAUGAUUUGAAGAGUGGGAUUAGGUCCCAGUUUAACACUAAGGUGGUGGUGAAUGAUGAUCAGAUUAAUGUGAGUGGAGAAGGAACUCCUGGGCUUGUUGGUUCAUUAAGAGGUGAUUACAGUGACAGUUGCUCAAUAAACAGUUAUGGUUGUGAUUUGGUUGAUCUUCCUGUGGCUAUUUUGCAUCAGGUUGCCAACCAGGUCAUUGACUGGCUUCAUGAAGAAGCUCUGAUUGUUGGUAUGAAGGUGAGCAGGGACUUCCUGUGCUUGUACUUUGAUCUGGAGCAGGGGGAGACUCUUGGGCUUGUGGCUAAUGUGGAUGCCGAGGACACCCAUGGCUGUAUCUCGUGGUGGCUGGUUUUUGAUGAUGGUUCCAUGGAAGAGGGAAAGUUAGCAGCAGAGGAUGUCGAGUUUAGAAACCGUAGAUUUCUGGGACACUUGUCUCUGGAGGCAUUGUAUUCUACUCUCAUGGAUCUUGUCGGCUUUUGUGGUUCUGGUGGAAGCCAUUGAUGACCUUUUUGUUUGCUUGAAGGCUGUGUUAUUAUCUUUGUAGAAACCAUGUGGCUUACUUUGAAUCCUGCAGAAAUAUUAAGCCAAAAAAUGCCAAUUUGAUUACUUCUGGAAGCAAAAGAUUUUGCCAAAGUGCUUUAGUCUU